Molecule: messenger RNA, 1021 nt
Organism: Daucus carota subsp. sativus
Lineage: Eukaryota; Viridiplantae; Streptophyta; Magnoliopsida; Apiales; Apiaceae
Product: probable aquaporin TIP-type RB7-18C
Exons: 3
Coding region: 70-822 (250 amino acids)
Biological process (GO): water transport; transmembrane transport
Cellular component (GO): plant-type vacuole membrane
Molecular function (GO): water channel activity
Source: RefSeq, a predicted model, not a curated record
UGAACUUGAUGUGCUAAAACAAACAGUCUUGAGAAAUAUUUCAAACUUUUCGAGGCUCACUCUUUGAAAAUGGUGAAGAUAGCAAUUGGUAGUCUUGGUGAUUCAUUCAGUGUGGGAUCACUCAAGUGUUACUUGGCUGAGUUCAUUGCCACCCUUCUCUUUGUCUUUGCUGGAGUUGGUUCAGCCCUUGCUUUCAGUAGUCUUACAAAUGACGGAGCUUUGGACCCACCUGGACUAGUAGCUAUAGCAAUAGCUCAUGCAUUUGCCUUGUUUGUGGGAGUGUCCAUGGCAGCUAACAUCUCAGGUGGUCAUUUGAAUCCAGCUGUCACUUUUGGAUUGGCUGUGGGAGGCCACAUCACUGUCAUAACUGGAUUUCUGUAUUGGAUUGCGCAAUUGCUUGGUGCUGCUGCUGCUUCCUACCUCCUCAUUUAUGUCACUGGUGGCAAGGCUGUUCCAAUUCAUGGAGUUGGGGCAGGGAUUAAUGCAUUUCAAGGUGUGGUGUUUGAGAUCAUCAUCACCUUUGCUUUAGUCUACACUGUAUACGCCACGGCUGCAGACCCCAAGAAGGGCUCACUGGGAACCAUUGCACCCAUAGCAAUUGGCUUCAUUGUUGGAGCCAAUAUCUUGGCUGCAGGUCCAUUCAGCGGUGGCUCGAUGAAUCCUGCCCGUUCUUUCGGACCCGCUGUGGCUAGUGGAGACUUCUCAGGUCACUGGAUCUAUUGGGUUGGCCCUCUCAUCGGUGGAGGUCUUGCCGGGUUCGUAUAUGGUGAUAUUUUCAUUGAAUCAUACGGUGCAGUCGCAGCCUCUGAUGACUAUGCUUGAGAAAUUCUGUUUCCUGGAACGUAUAUAGUUUGUUCUGCUCUUGUUAUUGGUUCAGCUUCUUGUGAUGUUUCUGAGAUAUUGUGUGAUGUGCUGUUGUACUUUCAACUUGUGAAUAAGAAACAUUGAUAAUUCAUUGUCUUCGGAACAGAUUGUUAUAAACUGAAUUUAUGAAUAAAAAUUCAUUCGGUUUUUAAUACUA